Meriones unguiculatus (Mongolian gerbil) is the source of this 1476-nucleotide messenger RNA. Its product is annotated as zinc finger protein 431-like. The record is from RefSeq and is a predicted model, not a curated record. The coding region runs from base 1 to 1476 and encodes 491 amino acids. Gene Ontology annotation, biological process: regulation of transcription by RNA polymerase II. Lineage: Eukaryota; Metazoa; Chordata; Mammalia; Rodentia; Muridae. Gene Ontology annotation, molecular function: DNA-binding transcription factor activity, RNA polymerase II-specific; RNA polymerase II cis-regulatory region sequence-specific DNA binding. The transcript has 4 exons. Gene Ontology annotation, cellular component: nucleus.
AUGCUGGAGACCUGCCAGCACCUUACAGCUAUAGGCUACAAAUGGGAAGAGCAUAAAAUUGAAAAACAUUAUCAAAGUUCUAGAAGAUAUGGAAGAAAGAAAAGAAUACAUAUUUAUGAGAAACCCUAUGAAUGUAAACAGUGUGGCAAAGCCUUUUCACAAGCCAGUAGUCUCCAUCUGCAUAAAAGAACACAUACUGGAGAGAAACCCUACGAAUGUAAUCAGUGUGGGAAAGCCUUUUCACACCUCAGUAGUCUCCAACUACAUAAAAGAACACAUACUGGAGAGAAACCCUACAAAUGUAAUCAGUGUGGGAAAGCCUUUUCACAGCCCAGUAGUCUCCAACUGCAUAAAAGAACACAUACUGGAGAGAAACCCUACGAAUGUAAUCAGUGUGGGAAAGGCUUUUCACAAUAUGGAAAUCUCCAGAUGCAUAGAAGAACACAUACUGGAGAGAAACCCUAUAAAUGUAAUCAGUGUGGGAAAGCCUUUUCACACCUCAGUAGUCUCCAACUACAUAAAAGAACACAUACUGGAGAGAAACCCUACGAAUGUAAUCAGUGUGGGAAAGCCUUUUCACAACCCAGUAGUCUCCAACUGCAUAAAAGAAUACAUACUGGAGAGAAACCCUAUGAAUGUAAUGAAUGUGGUAAAGCCUUUGCACAUUGUAACAGUCUCCAGAGGCAUAAAAGACUUCAUACUGGAGUGAAACCCUAUGCAUGUAUUCAUUGUGGUAAAGCCUUUUCACAAAUUGGUGGUCUACAAAAGCAUGAAAGAAUACAUACUGGAGCCAAACCCUACGAAUGUAAUCAGUGUGGGAAAGUCUUUUCUCAACACGGACAUCUCCAAGAACAUAAAAGAAUACAUACUGGAGAGAAACCCCAUGAAUGUAAUCAAUGCGGUAAAGCCUUUGCACAUUGGUGCAACCUCCAGAGACAUGAAAGGAUUCAUACUGGAGCCAAACCCUACGAAUGUAAUCAGUGUGGGAAAGUCUUUUCUCAACACGGACAUCUCCAAGAACAUAAAAGAAUACAUACUGGAGAGAAACCCCAUGAAUGUAAUCAAUGCGGUAAAGCCUUUGCACAUUGGUGCAACCUCCAGAGACAUGAAAGGAUUCAUACUGGAGCCAAACCCUAUGAAUGUAAUCAGUGUGGGAAAGCCUUUUCACAGCAUGGACAUCUCCAAACGCAUAAAAGAACACACAGUGGAGAGAAACCCUAUGAAUGUAAUCAAUGUGGUAAAGCCUUUGCACGUUGUAGCAAUCUCCAGAGGCAUGAAAGAGUUCACACUGGAGUGAAACCUUAUGCAUGUAUUCAUUGUGGUAAAGCCUUUGCAUUUUGCUGCUACCUCCAGAGGCAUGAAAGGAUUCAUACUGGAGAGAAACCCUAUGACUGUUUUCAAUGUGGUAAAGCCUUUUCAAACCACAGUACUCUCCAGGUGCAUAAAAGAACACAUAUUGGAGAGAAACCCUAUUAA